Messenger RNA from Cimex lectularius (bed bug), 1430 nucleotides. Its product is annotated as odorant receptor 22c-like. Gene Ontology annotation, molecular function: odorant binding; olfactory receptor activity. Gene Ontology annotation, cellular component: plasma membrane. Gene Ontology annotation, biological process: detection of chemical stimulus involved in sensory perception of smell; sensory perception of smell. The transcript is spliced from 5 exons. The coding region runs from base 37 to 1329 and encodes 430 amino acids. The record is from RefSeq and is a predicted model, not a curated record. Lineage: Eukaryota; Metazoa; Arthropoda; Insecta; Hemiptera; Cimicidae.
AUAUGUUGUCUAAUGCUCUAAUAGCGGCCAUUAGCAAUGGAGCCGUUAGAGGAAUCGGACCUCGUUGAGGGGCUUAGUGUUAAUUACAUGAAGUAUUCUGGAUUGUGGAAGAUUAUCAAUGAUUAUCGAGUGACAGGCAAGAAGAACAUCCUCUUGAAAAUUGGUCUAUUGAUCUCAUUCCUUUUUCCUGGCCAUUAUGUGAUGUUCAGCUUAUCAAGCAUCUUUUUUAGCGAAGUCGACUUUCAAGCGGCGACUAUGUUCGUUUUAAAUCCUUGUUCAGGCUUGCAAUCGGUUCUGAAGGUCCUUGUAUUCUGGUUUGGAUUGCACAGCCAAUGCCAGAUACUUAACAUGAUGAAGAAAGAUUUUUUGAGAUGUAUUCCGAAAGAUAAAGCAGAAGAGGCGAAAGAAAUUAUGAAAAAGAUUGCAAUUCGUUCUAACUAUUUUUGUAUAGCGGGAAUCAGCGCGAAUGCAAUCUGCGUCCUAGUUUGGAAUUUCAUUCCCAUCCUUAGAUCGCAGUACUUCAGAGAGGAAUUGAACAUAAAAUUAGAUAAUAUGGAAACAAACACACCGAAUAAAAUAUUAGGAGGAGGAUAUCCUUUUAACUACACGAUAACACCUUGGUCAGAGUGCGUCUACGUCUUUGAAUUCAUAGUAUGCGCUUGGGCAGGCUUCGUCAUCAGUCUUCACGAAUGCAUACUCAUACAGCUUGUCAUGCUGCUUUGGGGCCACAUACAAGUCAUAAAUUUUGUGCUCAGCAAUAUACGGAGGUCGGAUUUCUUGGUGAAGAGAAAUUUACCAACCCGUCUGUCAAAAAUUAAGGAAGAUGAUAUCAACUCUUCGGAAGCUGUUAACAAACGUAUGAACGACCAUUUGCUUAACUGUGUAAAAGAUCAUCAACUUACAAUGAAGGUCGGGGAUCAAAUUCGAGACCUUUAUAAUUUCCUUAUAACUGCCCAACUUGGUACAGGCCUGUUGAUUAUGAUAAUUUCAGUUUUUCAUUUUCAGUAUUAUGGGACAAAGGAUGCGUUAUUCACUGUCAAAUUUGUAGUUUACCUCGGGUAUUGUAUGGUCGAAAAUGUGCUAUAUUGCUACUGCGGAGCGUAUUUGGAAGCUGCAAGCGAAGAAGUUGGUAUGGGAUUUUACAGCGGUGAAUGGUACAAAGGCGAUGCCAAUUUUAGAAAAAUUGGCCAAAUGUUAAUGGUGCGCUCGCUGAGACCUGUUUCUUUAAUUGCAGUCCAGCUCUAUCCGGUCAAUUUGACGACAUUAACUAGUUUGCUACAGUUGACCUACUCGUCAUCAGCCUUGAUGUCAAGAUUCGUUAAUGAAUAAUGGACAAUUAUUGCAAUCAUCAGCUUGUUUUAUUGUAGUUCUUAUUAUUAUAGUAAAUGCAAUAGCAGAAAUAAAGGUAAAAAUAGUCUUUGGCAGAAACA